Molecule: messenger RNA, 2175 nt
Organism: Lecanosticta acicola
Lineage: Eukaryota; Fungi; Ascomycota; Dothideomycetes; Mycosphaerellales; Mycosphaerellaceae
Source: the annotation of a GenBank genome assembly
AUGGCUAACGGACAGCAGCCAGACUCGUGGGAGGAUGCCAUGCGCGACGAAGACCUCGCCAACCAGACGCAGCAGAAUCUGAAUUUCCAGGGCGGCGCUGCACCCGGCAACACCUUUACACCAGGCGCACAAAGUUUCACGCCCGGAGCUGCUUCGUUCACGCCAGGACAGCAGUAUCAGCAGUACGGCUAUGGCCAACAGUACAAUGGCUAUCCACAGUAUGGUCAGCAGCAGGGAUUCGGCCAAUAUCAACAAUACGGCUACGGCCAACAGGGUGGUCAUCCGCAAUACGGCCAGCAAGGAUACGGCCAACAGAAUUACCAACAAUACCAACAGCCGCAGCAGCAACAGGCAUAUGUGCCUCCUCAGCAACGGCAAACGCCCAUGAUUGCUCGACGAGGCGAGGCCUUACCCUCUACGCAACAGCAGCCCGCUGCCCAGGCACCCAAGCCAGCGGCUUCCGCAAAUGGAAGUGGUGCAGCUCCUGCAAAAACUCUUUCUUUAAGCGCAGCAGAUACUGGUGCAGCGGCUCCAAAGGUUGAGAAAGCCGGUGGCACCAAAGUUCUCUCCCUUGGAACUGCAGCCACACCACCUCCUGCGAAGAAAGAAGAAACUGCAGCUAAAGAAGCCGUCAGCAAAGAUGCGCCCAACGCCGGUACCAAGGUCGCGGCGGCCAAGGCAGUUGAGAAGACCGGAGAGGCCACAGCCGCCGUUAGCGGAAACACUUCUCCCACGCAAUCCGGCAGAUCCUCACCUUCCCGUGCAGAGCAACGUGCAGAAGCUAGACGAGCUGACCUGGUAGCUCAAGAGCAGGCCGCAGAGGUAGAUGAUGAAGCACUUCAAGAGAUGUACGGCAAGGAACACGUUAACGUUAUAUUUUUGGGUCACGUUGAUGCUGGGAAGAGUACUCUGGGUGGCAGCAUUCUGUACGCAACCGGGAUGGUGGACGACAGAACGAUGGAGAAAUACAAGAGGGAGUCCAAGGAAUUGGGACGUGAGUCAUGGUACCUAUCAUGGGCUCUUGACCAGACGAAGGAGGAGAGAUCUAAGGGCAAGACUGUUGAGGUCGGUAGAGGCUUCUUCGAGACCGAGAAGAGACGGUACUCCAUUCUGGACGCCCCGGGCCACAAAACCUUUGUGCCAAACAUGGUAUCUGGCGCAUCACAAGCAGACGUCGGUGUUCUGGUCAUUUCUGCACGAAAAGGCGAAUACGAGACUGGUUUUGAGAAAGGUGGACAAACCCGUGAGCACGCUAUGCUCGCGAAGACCCAGGGUGUGAACCAGCUCAUUGUGGCUGUCAACAAGAUGGACGACCCUACCGUAAACUGGUCAGAGGACAGGUACAAGGAGUGUAUUGCAAAGCUGACGACCUUCUUGAAGGGGCUUGGCUACAACCCAAAGUCAGACCUCACAUUCAUGCCGAUAUCUGCACAAUCGACUUUGGGAAUCCGGGAUCGGGUACCAAAGGACGUUUGCCCAUGGUCCGAAGCCCCUUCGCUGCUCGAGUACCUGGACAGCAUGAGGGCUCUCGAGCGCAAAUUGACCGCCCCUUUCAUGAUGCCGAUUGCUGCCAAGUACAGAGAUAUGGGCACCAUGAUCGAAGGAAAGAUAGAAGCGGGUGUCAUCAAGAAAGAGAACAAAUACCUCAUGAUGCCUAGCAAAGCUGAAAUCCAGAUCUCGGCACUGUAUGGCGAGACUGAGGAUGAAAUUCCUCACGCCACUUGUGGAGACCAAGUCCGCAUCCGUAUCAAGGGCGCCGAAGAGGAAGACAUCUCAGUCGGAUUCGUGCUCUGCUCACCUCGUCGACCGGUACACUGCGUGCAGUCCUUUGAGGCCCAGAUUCGUCUACUUGAAUUGAAGUCUAUCCUGUCGGCUGGUUUCAACUGUGUGCUCCACGUGCAUUCUGCCACAGAAGAAGUCACAUUUGCCGCGCUCCUCCACAAGCUCGAGCCCAAGACGAACCGCAAGUCAAAGAAGGCACCAGGCUUCGCCAAGCAAGGCAUGAACAUCAUUGCUCGACUUGAGAUCACAAGCGGCGCAGGAAGCGUCUGUGUGGAGCGUUUCGAGGACUACCCGCAACUUGGUCGCUUCACGCUGAGAGAUCAAGGACAGACGAUUGCAAUUGGCAAGAUCACCAAGCUCAUCACUGAUUCUACGCAAACAUCGUCUGCCUAA